UCCGAUUGACUUCCAAACAGAGUGUUGCUGGAGCUUGUUGCAAGCUUACUCAGUUCGAACGGUAAAACAGCAUUGUGUGAACUGCAAGAAUAGUUUAAACAAUUUCGUCCAUCAUGAAAGACUACGUAGGAUUAUUGCUCAUUGCAAUUACACUGUGCUACGUGUCGGCCGGAGAAAUUUCCUUGGAUCGAAAUUCCCGCAUAGUUAAUGGAUUAAAUGCCGCUAACACACCGUACAACGCGUAUGUGCUGUAUCUGAACUCUGCCAACUCUGGCUUCUUCGGUGGAGGAUCGCUGAUCUCUGAUCGUCAUGUGCUGACCGCGGCACAAAACAUUGCGGGCUUCGUUCGGUGGGAAGUUGGACUAGGGAGCACCGUGUUUGGGCAGCUAAAUAUUCAAAUCUCUAGCCAGGCCGUCGCACAUCCUAGUUUCAAUAUGGCAAAUCGGGCUAACGAUAUUGGAUUCAUUGUGCUGCCUCAACCAAUCGUCUUUACGGCACUGAUUAGUCCGAUCCAGCUGCCCAUCCAGGGGCGCAAUCUGCCGUACGAAAAUGAGGAAGGCAUGAUCGUUGGAUUCGGAUUCAACUCGGUUGGAGGCCAAGUUCGCUCCGAUUUUCUUAAGGUUGGCUAUCAGCGAGUCAUCAGCGAUUCCCGUUGCGUAGGUAUAUAUCAAAUCACGCUUCCGAAUCAUUUCUGUGCCGAAGAUAGCGUAAUGCGUUCCAACGUCUGCAAUGGUGAUCUUGGUGCUGGAUUCGUUGUUUCUGACCGACGGAUCGACACGCUGGUCGGAGUUGCUUCGCUCAUCACCGCCUCCUGUGACUCUACAUCACCAACCGGCUACACCCGUGUUUCGCAGUAUCGUCAAUGGAUCCGCGAUAAUACCGGAGUAUAAGAGGCCGUCCACAACUAGGUCCUAGAGUAUGUUUUCUUCUAAAAAUUUAACAACAAUUCUUGUAACAUGCUUCUAUCCGUUAGUUGGAGAAAUUGUCACUGCGCGUUGGCACAAUAUGAUUGCAUAUUCAAAGAAGUAUGAGACAGAUUUAAAUCAUUCCAAUUAAAUGAGGCAACAAAUAUAACAUCAAUAGUGAUAUCAGGUUUUCUUUUACCAUAUCAUGCUGUGAAUUAAAUUUUGUUUUCCACUCAUUUUGAUACAAUCACCGUAAUCGAUCUAGACUUGUCAGCUUUUUCUAAUGGACUGGUUAUUGUCCGCAUCGUGCUUGAAUGCGUAAGCGGCCACGCUAUAGAUGAAAUACACAUUUUUCAAAAAUUUAAA
Molecule: messenger RNA, 1271 nt
Organism: Anopheles gambiae (African malaria mosquito)
Lineage: Eukaryota; Metazoa; Arthropoda; Insecta; Diptera; Culicidae
Product: collagenase
Exons: 3
Coding region: 114-890 (258 amino acids)
Biological process (GO): proteolysis
Molecular function (GO): serine-type endopeptidase activity
Source: RefSeq, a predicted model, not a curated record